AUGCCAAAACCGAAUGAAGAAGAUCAAGAGUUUUUCCAGCGGAUAAUCGGUUCAGCAGGCUAUGGUAAUCAUUUAUCGAAACAUUUCAGCAUAUAUGAGCUUGACGAAGUACCCAAGGAAGAUGAGAGGGGAUGGAGGAAGGUGGAAGGGUUUAGAAUGAGCUUUACAGGUAAAGUAACAGAGGAUAUGUCGAAUUUGAGUGGGAAUAUGCAUGGAGCGAUGUACUCGUGGAUAGUAGAUACAAUGACAUCAGCAACGCUCAUAGCUAUUCAUACACCUACAUUCUGGGGUCUGCCAGAUUUCGCUGGAGUGACUCUAACGAUGGAAUUACAAUGCUUGAACGCUGCACCCCUGAACACUGAGCUUCUGAUCGAAGUGGAGAUCAUAAAAUGUUCGGUGAGAUUGGCGAAUCUACGAUGCGACAUAAAGAAUCUCAAAAGCGGUAAGGUGUACGCUACGGGAACACAUCUGAAAAUGUGGAAAGGACCUCAACCAGAAAAGGAGAAUAAGUCGAUCCAAGCUAAACUGUAA
Kwoniella botswanensis is the source of this 531-nucleotide messenger RNA. RefSeq lists its product as uncharacterized. The record is from RefSeq and is a predicted model, not a curated record. The transcript is spliced from 4 exons. Gene Ontology annotation, molecular function: fatty acyl-CoA hydrolase activity. The coding region runs from base 1 to 531 and encodes 176 amino acids. NCBI's taxonomy places the organism in Eukaryota, Fungi, Basidiomycota, Tremellomycetes, Tremellales, Cryptococcaceae.